Molecule: messenger RNA, 533 nt
Organism: Metopolophium dirhodum (rose-grain aphid)
Lineage: Eukaryota; Metazoa; Arthropoda; Insecta; Hemiptera; Aphididae
Exons: 14
Coding region: 222-533 (103 amino acids)
Source: RefSeq, a predicted model, not a curated record
CUAAAAUAUUUGGCCUUCAUUUCAAUCAGUUAACUUGGUUAAUAUAAUAUUUUUUAUGAUGUACAUGUUUAACAGGUUUUUUAUCGGAGUUCGGGUUUUCUGAUAGUUCUGGAUUCGUAAACCUCUGUCUUGCACGUCAAUUUAAAGAUUUAAAUGAAUAUAAGAACAUUUUGAAAAGAAAUAAUAUUGCAUUUGUAGAUUUUGAGGAUGGAUCACGUGAAAUGACCGAAAAAGAAGUUUUAUUUACUAAAUUCUUCAAUGAUAACUUUAAAAUAAAAUUUGAAAACAAUUUAUAUACCCCAAUUGAUUAUUGUCGUGAACGCAAUUUUGGCAAACAUGGAAUUUCGGGCUGGAUAUCGCGCUUGAUCAAUUUCCCUGAAAAAGAAAUAACAAAAAAAUAUAAUGACAUAGAAACCACUAUAUUACUACCAAAUGGGAAUGGUGGUGGAAGUAUCGAAUAUGACUGCAAAUAUUUAAAAUUUGAUUCUGUGACUUUUAAUCAUUGGUACGAUACAACAAAUCUACCUAUAUAA